Phyllostomus discolor (pale spear-nosed bat) is the source of this 2365-nucleotide messenger RNA. It is a transcript of the gene AMPD1, whose product is annotated as adenosine monophosphate deaminase 1. Gene Ontology annotation, biological process: IMP salvage; AMP metabolic process. Gene Ontology annotation, cellular component: cytosol. The transcript is spliced from 16 exons. Gene Ontology annotation, molecular function: AMP deaminase activity. Lineage: Eukaryota; Metazoa; Chordata; Mammalia; Chiroptera; Phyllostomidae. The record is from RefSeq and is a predicted model, not a curated record. The coding region runs from base 92 to 2335 and encodes 747 amino acids.
AGACAGGCUCUUUGAUAUUGCUAGCCAGUCCCCCCCUCUGCUCUCUCUUCCUUCCCACUGUGCUAUCCUAGAAGCAAGGACCCCAGCAACAAUGCCUCUGUUGAAACUUACAGCUGAAGAAAAACAAAUCGAUGAAGCAAUGCGUAGCUUUGCGGAAAAAGUGUUUGCCUCCGAAGUCAAAGACGAGGGGGGCCGUCAAGAGCUCUCCCCCUUUGAUGUGGAUGAGAUCUGCCCGAUUUCCCACCUGGAGAUGCAGGCGCACAUAUUUCACCUGGAGUCUCUGUCCGCCGCCACCUCAGGCAAGAGAAAAAAGCGUUUCUUCGGACGGAAGACUGUUAAUCUGUCCCUUCCAGAGAGUGCAACGUCCUCCACCAAAAUGUCCCACAUCGACGAAUGCAUCGCUUCCUCUCCGACCUACGAGACCGUGCCCGACUUCCAGAGAGUGCAGAUCACCGGGGACUACGCCUCGGGGGUCACAGUUGAAGAUUUUGAAAUGGUUUGUAGGGGUCUGUACCGGGCACUGAGUAUACGGGAGAAGUACAUGCAGAAGUCCUUUCAGAGGUUCCCCAAAACCCCUUCCAAGUACCUGCGGAACAUCGAGGGUGAGCCUUGGGUAGCCAAUGAGAACUUCUACCCAGUCUUCACUCCUCCCGUGAAGAAGGGAGAAGACCCCUUCCGCACAGACAACCUCCCGGAAAACCUGGGUUAUCACCUUGAAAUGAAGGACGGCAUCGUUUACGUCUACUCUGACGAAGCAGCAGCCAGCAGAGACGAGCCCAAGCCACUGCCCUACCCCCACCUGGAGUCCUUCCUAGACGACAUGAACUUCUUACUUGCUCUGAUUGCCCAAGGGCCUGUUAAGACCUACACCCACCGGCGCCUGAAGUUCCUGUCCUCCAAGUUCCAGGUCCACGAGAUGCUCAACGAGAUGGACGAGCUGAAGGAGCUGAAGAACAACCCGCACCGGGACUUUUAUAACUGCAGGAAGGUGGACACCCACAUCCACGCGGCUGCUUGCAUGAACCAGAAACACCUGCUGCGCUUCAUUAAGAAAUCUUACCAAGUGGACGCUGACCGAGUGGUCUACAGCACCAAGGAGAAAAAGCUGACCCUAAAGGAACUUUUUGCUACAUUAAAAAUGCAUCCCUAUGACCUGACUGUUGAUUCCCUGGAUGUCCAUGCUGGACGCCAGACCUUCCAGCGGUUUGAUAAGUUCAAUGACAAGUACAAUCCUGUAGGAGCAAGUGAGCUGCGGGACCUCUACCUGAAGACAGACAAUUACAUCGAUGGGGAAUAUUUUGCCACUAUCAUCAAGGAGGUGGGUAUGGACCUCGUGGAGGCCAAGUACCAGCACGCCGAGCCCCGCCUGUCCAUCUACGGCCGCAGUCCCGACGAGUGGAGCAAACUCUCCUCCUGGUUCGUCCGCAACCGCAUCCACUGCCCCAACAUGACGUGGAUGAUCCAGGUCCCCAGGAUCUAUGACGUGUUUCGAGCUAAGAAUUUCCUUCCGCACUUUGGCAAGAUGCUGGAGAAUAUUUUCAUGCCUAUGUUUGAGGCCACCGUCAACCCCCAGGCUCACCCAGACAUCAGCAUCUUCCUCAAGCACAUCACUGGCUUCGACAGUGUGGAUGAUGAGUCCAAACACAGCGGCCACAUGUUUUCCUCCAAGAGCCCCAAGCCCCAGGAGUGGUCGGUGGGAAGUAAUCCAUCUUACACGUACUACGCCUACUACAUGUAUGCAAACAUCACAGUGCUCAACAGCCUGAGAAAGGAGCGAGGCAUGAACACGUUCCUGUUCCGACCUCACUGCGGGGAAGCCGGAGCGCUCACCCAUCUCCUGACGGCAUUCAUGACUGCAGACAAUAUUUCUCACGGCCUGAAUUUAAAAAAGAGCCCCGUGUUACAGUACCUGUAUUUCUUAGCCCAGAUUCCCAUCGCUAUGUCGCCAUUAAGCAACAACAGCUUAUUUCUAGAAUACGCUAAAAACCCUUUUCUAGAUUUCCUCCAGAAAGGGCUGAUGAUCUCACUGUCUACAGACGACCCAAUGCAAUUCCACUUCACCAAGGAGCCCCUAAUGGAAGAAUACGCCAUCGCUGCACAAGUCUUCAAGCUGAGUACCUGCGACAUGUGUGAAGUGGCGAGGAACAGUGUCCUGCAAUGUGGGAUUUCUCACGAGGAGAAAGCGAAGUUUCUGGGCAACAACUACCUUGAGGAAGGCCCCGUUGGAAAUGAUAUCCGGAGGACAAAUGUGGCCCAAAUCCGCAUGGCCUAUCGCUAUGAAACCUGGUGUUAUGAACUCAAUUUAAUCGCUGAAGGCCUUAAAUCAGGAGACUAAAAUAAAUACACCGAAUAAUAAUAUGGGUGA